UUUCACCACCACGAUCUCAGGCUCGAGCACACAUAUCAGCUCCUCCUUCCUUUCUUCCUUCAUCUUCUUCCCUUCUUCCUUCUUUAAUUAUUACUGCUGGCUCGCUGGCCGAGAUGUCUGCCUCAUUCACCUCACGAAAGUUCCGCUCGGGUCCCCCCGCUGCUCUUCGUAUCGACUUACCCUCACAACCAGAGGAAAUCGCCAUUGCUCUCGGAGACUCGUCUGCCACCUCCUCCGCUACCUCAGAGACAGAUCCAUCACCUUUUCCUACCCUUCAAAAGCCCAAGUCCUUGAGGAAUAUGAAGAACCUUUCCCUGAAUACUCUUUCUGCGCGUUCCUCCACCCUCUCUCUUAAAAUUCCCCCAGUGCCACAGAGUUCAGGAAGUUCUCCUCUUCCACAGCAGCCUGUCUCACAAGUUCGUGCUCGUCGACCUUCAAUCGUUUCUCUCCCGCCCUCUACCGGUACAACCCGUCUUUUCCGGAAGGAGGAAGAUAGUGGAUCACCGACCGCAUCAUAUGCAGAUGGGCCUGUGCAGAUCUUACCAGGUAUAUGGUUGGGUUCCGAAGAUAAUGCUCGCAACAUUCCCAUGCUACUUGAACAAGGCAUCAAGUCCAUCCUCAACGUAGCGAAGGAGGUCGCAUCCCCGUUCGAACCCCCUUCACAGCAACUUAGAUCAACCGUAUCCACCCCAAAUCUUGCUCGGGCGUCCAAAUCCGAAUCUACGUAUUACCCGCCACAUAUCCCUUCAGGAAGACCAGGCAUGCAUUACCUCAAGUUGCAGUGGUCGCAUGGUCAGCAUGACCUUGUGGCAGAUGGGUUUCCAUCUGCCAUGGAAUUCACUGAUGCCGCACUGAAGAGGGGUGAAGGUGUGUUGAUACACUGUCAAUGUGGUGUUUCACGCUCUGCAACACUUGUGAUCGCUAUUGUAAUGCGCGCAGCCGCAGAGCGGUCUCCGUCCGUUCCUUCCGAAGUUUGGGCGCUCAAGGGUAUGCAAGGCGCAUAUGACUUCGUCAAGGAGAAGAGCAAGACGAUUGGUCCCAAUAUGUCUCUGAUCUAUCAGCUUCUGGAAUAUGAGAAAAAGUUGGGAGGCGAUUGCGGCUCUCCCUAUUCUGAUAGGUCGUCCAUUAUUGCUGCAGAGGAAGAAGAGUGGGGUCGGCAGCGACGGUUGCUGGAUGAGGCGGAAUCAGAUAUGGAAGGAGACGAGAGACAGAGCUCUAUAAUCAUGCAAGAGGCACAAGCUCUUGACAAAGCCAUGGAAGAGAGGAUAAUAGCUCGCAAAGCAUCAGCGUCCUCGAUAGGUUCCGCGUCAACUGGUAUCGGGAUGGGUGCUGCUUGGAGAAGCCGUUUUGGUACUUCGAGAAAGCGCGCAGGGUCGAUAGCGAGUAAUGGGAGCAUUCUGAGCGAAGACCUGGUUGAAGAAGACGAAGAACAGGCUCUUUUGGGGGUUGGAGAUGACUUUGAGGAAGACGGGGCUCGGGAGCUUUCGUCGCCGACGAACUCCCCCGAGGAGGAACCUGAGAAUGUUACCUAUGCUCCAUCUGGUCCCAAGUACAAUUUUACACCUACCACUGCGCGUCCUCCUUGGCCUGCACGUCCUCCUCCUUCGGCGCCAGUGUGGAAGACGUCUUUCAAUCUUCCACCCCCAUCCACUGCCAUUCGAUCGACGUUUGAUCUUACCCCUAGACCCAAAAGACGGCCUACCCCCCUUGGUACCAUACCACCGUCACCACCCAUUGCCAUCCUCAUCGAAGGCCAAUCUGACCCCGAAUCAUUCAAAAUAUCACCGCAAGGACAUAGCUCCUCUUUGGUCGAAGAUCCGCCACCAAUACGGAAGCAUGUCACAUCCAUUGGUAAAAUUCCACGUCGUCGGACCGAGUCUGGUAAACCCGCCCCACCACCCCUUCAUUUACGCAACGUAUCCAAGGUUUUACCCUCUCCUUCCAUAACCACCCCAUCACAGACGCUGUUCGUCUUCCCUCCCUCUCCGACUCUCACUACCCGCACGCCUUCUACCAUGACCCUCACAUCCAAUUUACAAAGCCGUGUUCCCUUCCCUUCAGUGAGUACACCGCGGAUAUCUAGUUUUCGUGCGGACGGCCGGACGAGGUCCUUUAUUGGCCUUGGAGUACCACCCACGCCCACUACCGCUUUUUCCAGAGUCGACGCCAGAGGUUUUGUUGCCCUGGAAUAG
This is a messenger RNA of Marasmius oreades (fairy-ring Marasmius), 2192 nucleotides long. RefSeq lists its product as uncharacterized. Gene Ontology annotation, molecular function: protein tyrosine/threonine phosphatase activity; MAP kinase tyrosine/serine/threonine phosphatase activity. Gene Ontology annotation, biological process: negative regulation of MAPK cascade; protein dephosphorylation. The coding region runs from base 114 to 2192 and encodes 692 amino acids. Lineage: Eukaryota; Fungi; Basidiomycota; Agaricomycetes; Agaricales; Marasmiaceae. Gene Ontology annotation, cellular component: cytoplasm. The record is from RefSeq and is a predicted model, not a curated record. The transcript is spliced from 3 exons.